GGUCGACGAUGAACAAAAGCCCUAGCGCCACCCCAUCUCUCUCUAAAACCCUCUAUGAAUUAUCAUUAUUAUCUAUACACACACACACACGCUUCUGCAUUGUCCCACUGCCAUGGAUUUAUGGAAAUACUACGCACUACUGUUAGAUGGACCACUACCCUCAUCCAACAGUACAAUCCAACAUCACCUACUCCAAUGGUGGACAAGAGCAAGGGGAAAAGGAUUAGAAGUCUUGAAGGUCUUCCCAUUCAUCUUUUUGAUUCUCUGACUUUAUAUUCCAUUGCCAAUUUGAUUGGUAAACCACUCAAAACUGAUGCUGCAACAGCAAGCCUGUCAAGGCCAUCUGUUGCACGUAUUUGUGUUGAGGUUGAUACCAGUAAGGAACUGCCCCAUGGUGUCUGGAUACAUCUUGGACAACUUACUUUUCAUCAACCUAUCCACUAUGAAAAUCUCCUUGAAUACUGCCCCUCUUGCAAAUCCUUUGGGCACAAAAACUGCAAAAAAGCCACAAAAUCCUCUAGAUGGGUGGUGAAGGACUCGCCAGGGACUGGGAAUACAGCUCUUGCUGUAGCCGUCCCUCUGUUGCAAACGGUGGACACCACCUUAAAACUUGUGGCAAAACAAGUUGAUGAACAGAUACUAGAACCUGGAGCUGAAACCCUUAAAAUAGAUCAUGAGGUACAAUCUGCUAGCGACACGUAUACAAAUAUGGCAAGAGUUGAAGCUUUGGCAACCACCAUUGUUAAUGGUAGGGAUGCUAAGGCUCAUGAGCCAGCUGGCAGUGCUGAAGUCAAAGCUGUGUUGGUAGAGCAUGAACAAAUCUGUGUUGGUGAGGAUGCUCAGGAGACCAUCCAAAAUCCAACUUACAUCGACCCUAAUUCCGAGAUUGAACAAAGCUGUGUGGCACACAAACUGACCCCCAAGACAGAUUUCGAAGGCACACAGUACGAAGAAGAAUUCCCUCCCUUAACUACAACAACGGAGGAUUUUCCAGCCCAAAAUUAUAAUAGUGAUGCACACACUCUUUCCCUCGAGAAAGAGAUGGAUGGCACGCUAUCCCCUUCUAUCAAAGGAGAUGAUGAAACUAUUUCUGAUCCUUCUUUUAGCACAAAUUUUUUCCCACCAGUAACUAACAAUGCAGGUAAUGACCAAACUACUAUCGGCCCUGUUCUUCAAUCUUUUGAGGUGGACGGACAGCACUACGAAAUCAGGUCCUAUGAAGAAGCGGAGACAAGUAACCUAAGGGAGGACCCUAACGACUUCCAAGAUGUCCAGAACAGACGCAGCAAAAAAGUGGGGAAGAGGGGAACUGCACCAAGGAUGAUUAAAACUAGAAGCUACGAUCCAAAUCUUGAAGUUGGAACGGUGAGCGAGAUCACUAGAUACUGGCCCAGCCGCAAAUCAACCACAAUGGAGAAAAUCGUCACCACCAAAAGUUAUUCUGGGCCCUUUUGGUAUCUUGGACCCGUCGGCCCAAUUGGGGCAGAUGGGAAAAGGCCAAAGAAAAUAAUGCCCAGAAACCUUGCCUUGGAUCAGCACCCAGCCCUCAAAAAAUCUAAACCAGUCGAGGUGCCCCCUCCCAGUGAAGGCAAAGAGAAGAGGCGCCCAUCCGCCACUCGCCGGAACGCCGCCUUUGACCUGCUGCCGCCUACGCUGCCCCAGGCACCUCCGUCGCUAGCUACCACUUCCGCUGCUCCGCCAGCCGCCAGAUUUUGGGAAAAGAGAGGUCCAAUGGAGGCAAAAAUUAAAGAAUUACUCAACGAUCUUGAAACACUCAAGAAAAAGUUAUCUGAUCCCUCUCAGCUCCAGUUGGUUGAUAAGAUGCGUUCGUGUGGUGAGAAUAUCGCAGCGUUAACAAUGCCAGGACCAUUACGACGCCCAAUAAUCAAGGAUAUGAGCACAGAGGUGGUUGAUAGCAACCCAUAUAGCAGACUUAUGGCACUCCAGAGGAUGGGCAUUGUAGAGAAUUAUGAAAGAAUACGGGAGUUUUCUGUUGCUAUAAUUGGCAUAGGUGGUGUAGGUAGUGUUGCUGCUGAGAUGCUAACGAGAUGUGGCAUUGGCCGACUGUUAUUGUAUGAUUACGACAAAGUGGAGUUAGCUAACAUGAAUAGGCUAUUUUUUCGUCCAGAGCAGGUUGGUAUGACAAAGACAGAUGCUGCUGUUCAAACCCUUGCUGAAAUAAACCCUGAUGUUGUGCUUGAGAGUUACACACUGAAUAUCACAACAGUUGAUGGUUUUGAGACAUUCAUUUCAAGUCUCCAGAAUAAAUCAUUUUGUGUAUACAAAGAAGGUAGCGGGGUGGAUCUUGUUUUAAGCUGUGUAGACAAUUACGAAGCAAGGAUGGUAGUAAAUCAGGCAUGCAAUGAGUUAAACCAGAUAUGGAUGGAAUCUGGUGUAUCUGAAAAUGCUGUCUCAGGUCACAUACAGUUAUUGAUUCCGGGUGAAACUGCUUGCUUUGCUUGUGUGCCUCCUUUGGUGGUAGCUUCCGGAAUUGAUGAACGCACACUCAAGCGUGAAGGAGUAUGUGCUGCCUCUUUGCCUACAACUAUGGGAGUCAUUGCUGGUCUCUUGGUUCAGAACACACUGAAGUACUUGUUAAAGUUUGGACAAGUGUCUCCAUAUCUGGGAUACAAUGCUCUGAAAGAUUAUUUUCCAACAAUGGCGAUGAAACCAAAUGUUCAAUGUUCAAAUCCAGCGUGUUUGGAGCGACAACGGGAAUACAUUCUUGCCAAGCCGGCCAGAGAUGCUGCUGCAAAAGCAAUGGCAGAAGAAGAGUCAAAAGUAGCAGAGGGCCCCAUUCAUGCUGAGAAUGAAUGGAACAUAAGUGUACUGGGUGACAGUGAAUUAGGGAGUGCGAACGCCCAAAGUUCAGGUCUCCUACCAGAAGGUGUUGUUCAUGAGCUACCAUCUGCAGAUGAAUUUCCAACACAUCCAGCUUCCGGCGGCCCUGCUGAUGACGACCUUGAUGAACUUAGAAAGCAACUUGACGCUCUCAAUGCCAACUAAUCUAGACUUGGGAAUGAGCUAAAUGUUUGCGGUGGUAAAAAGCCUUUUCCAUUUGCUUUCAUGGAUAUAUGCUACGCGAGUAUAGAGGAACUUGAAAGACUGGGAGGAAAUUAAUUUCCCUUUGUUAAUGACUUGCGGUUUUGCGUGGGCACAGGAGAAGGGUGGGUCUCAGAUUGAACUGAUGAACUUAAUUUAAAAUAUUCCGAAGGGCACAUUCAAAAUACACGUGUUGAUUGUUUGAAUUCCUCUCAAAUUUCCAAUUUCGGCACUUUUCAAUCAAAACUUGAAAAAAGUGAUACCAAACAACUGGGGCUUCUAGUCUUUUAAACGUCAUGUUGGUUCACAUAAACAUACACUCUAUGGUUCGUAACCUCACAGCAUUUUUAGAAUUCUUCUGAACUUUCCACUGAUCGGUGCUCGCUGUUGCUGAU
This is a messenger RNA of Cuscuta campestris, 3437 nucleotides long. NCBI's taxonomy places the organism in Eukaryota, Viridiplantae, Streptophyta, Magnoliopsida, Solanales, Convolvulaceae. The record is from the annotation of a GenBank genome assembly.